Hyaloscypha bicolor E is the source of this 1716-nucleotide messenger RNA. Its product is annotated as DBR1-domain-containing protein. Gene Ontology annotation, biological process: mRNA splicing, via spliceosome. The transcript has 3 exons. The coding region runs from base 1 to 1716 and encodes 571 amino acids. Gene Ontology annotation, molecular function: RNA lariat debranching enzyme activity. The record is from RefSeq and is a predicted model, not a curated record. Gene Ontology annotation, cellular component: nucleus. Lineage: Eukaryota; Fungi; Ascomycota; Leotiomycetes; Helotiales; Hyaloscyphaceae.
AUGGAGCCUGUCCUCCACGCCUCGCACGGCUUGCGAAUUGCCGUUGAAGGCUGUGGUCAUGGCACGCUGCAUGCAAUUUACGCAUCCGUGAAAAAAUCAUGCGAAGUUCGAGGUUGGGAUGGUGUUGAUUUGCUCAUUAUUGGGGGGGACUUUCAGGCAUGGUUCCCCCAGGCGGUUCGCAAUGCUCAGGACCUCACUGUGAUGUCCUGCCCCGUGAAGUAUCGCGAGAUUGGUGACUUCCAUUCAUACUAUGGCGGUUCGGCCAAAGCUCCUUACCUUACAAUCUUUGUCGGAGGCAACCAUGAAGCAAGCAGUCAUUUGUGGGAACUCUACUACGGAGGAUGGGUUGCCCCAAACAUUUACUACAUGGGAGCUGCAAAUGUUGUCCGACUUGGUGGUGUUAGGAUUGCUGGCAUGUCUGGAAUCUGGAAAGGGUACAACUUCAACAAACCGCAUCAUGAACGACUACCGUACAACGAGGAUGAUGUCAAGUCGAUAUACCAUGUACGAGAACUUGACACGAGAAAGUUGCUCCAGCUGAGGACGCAAGUGGAUAUUGGCAUCAGCCACGAUUGGCCGAGGGCAAUUGAAAAUCACGGAAAUUCAAGAGCCCUAUUCAACAUGAAACCGGACUUUGAACAGGAAUCAAAGGAUGGCACUCUGGGGAGUCAAGCUGCAGCAUAUGUUAUGGAUCGUCUAAGACCUCCAUACUGGUUUGCUGCUCAUAUGCACUGCAAGUUUGCCGCAACCAAGACGUACGAGGAUACAACAGUAGCCAAAGACAUUUCGACUACCAAUAUUGCUGAUACAAAUGGGUCGACUGCCAAAGAAUCCAUCGAGCCUGCAGAUAUUCAUAAUACGGAUGAAAUUGACCUUGAUAUAGAUGACGAUGAAGCGGUCCCCAAACAGACUGUAGCAACAAACGGUACAUCAGUCUUGAAAAACCAAGAUGAAAUAAGCUUAGAUGAAGACGAGCCAGUUGGUGGUGGGCCUGCUCUAUCAGCCGUCCCCGAAGAUCUUCGAGCUCAGUUACCUUCAACCUUUUCAAGACCUGCCCCUCCGUCUCAACGGCAACAGCCUGGCCAACCUACGCCGCCCGAUGUGACGAACAAGACUGUUCGAUUCCUUGCCCUCGAUAAGUGCUUACCUAGCCGCAAGUUUUUGCAACUUCUUGAGGUCACGCCAUAUGCGCAGCCCGAGACUCAAUCUACUUUUUCCGAGGCACCCUCUUCCCGGCCAAAGCCAAAAUUCGAAUAUGAUCCGGAGUGGCUAGCCAUUACUCGAGUCUUCGCUUCUGACUUGGUCCUUGGGGACAAGAGUGCCAAACUACCUCAAAGUCUAGGAGAAGAUCAUUAUCGGCCUUUAAUUGAAAAGGAGCAAUUAUGGAUUGACGAAAACGUUGUGAAGAAGGGAAAAUUGGAGAUUCCAGAGAAUUUCGUGCUUACAGCACCUGCCUUCAUCGUUGGGUGUCCCGAAAUCGUCAACGACGGGCCAUUGGAAUACAGCAAUCCGCAAAUGGGGCAAUUCUGUGAGCUGGUUGGCAUCGAGAAUAAAUUCUUCGCCACACAAGAGGAACGUGAUGAGAGAAUGAGAAGUGGUCCUGCUCCUGCUGAAGCGAGGCGAGGCGGUGGUUUCGGCCGAAGAGGCAGAGGCGGUGGUCGGGGCGGAGGAAGAGGAAGUCGUGGUAGAGUAUGGGGCAGAGGAAGGGGUUGGUAG